Setaria italica (foxtail millet) is the source of this 2108-nucleotide messenger RNA. Its product is annotated as transcription factor TGA2.2. Gene Ontology annotation, biological process: regulation of DNA-templated transcription; DNA-templated transcription. The record is from RefSeq and is a predicted model, not a curated record. NCBI's taxonomy places the organism in Eukaryota, Viridiplantae, Streptophyta, Magnoliopsida, Poales, Poaceae. The transcript is spliced from 11 exons. The coding region runs from base 727 to 1638 and encodes 303 amino acids. Gene Ontology annotation, molecular function: sequence-specific DNA binding; DNA-binding transcription factor activity.
CCACGGUGUGAUGUCACGGAGCGGUGGCGGCUUUCCCGAUUCACUGUGCGGAGAAAUCCCCGUGCACCCUUCUUCCACCUCCUCCCCUCUCCUCUCCUACUCCCCACUACUCUUCUUCUCUGAUUUCUCCCUCAAUUCCAUCUUUUGCAGCCAAAAACUUGCUGUUCUUCUCCUCCUCGCAACUUUUGGCACCUCAUCAUCGGCUACCUGACCGCCGGCGACCGGUGGUACUAAGCAGGCGCCCUUUUCCACAAAAAGUCGUCUCUCGUCGAGAGCAGCUGCCCUCCUGCUCCUCGCCUCUCUGCUGGUACUGGACUUGCGCGGAGUGGAGAUCCACCCGGACCUGGUUCGAUUUCUUCGUUUCGGUUUGGAACAUGCAGUUAACUCUGACCUGUUGCUGUUUUUGGUAAAGUUUGCUGGUCUGCCGGGUGGGUGGAUGUGCCAACUGCAGGCUGCUUAUCAUCCUGUCAUAAGAGAAAAACAAAAAGGGGACAACAAAGCAAUUUGUUGUCUCAUUCUUAGGAGCUGGUGAGAACCCGGCAUGGCAGAUGCUAGUUCGAGGACUGACACCUCAACUGUUGUAGACACUGACGAUAAAAAUCAAAGGCGUAAUAGGAUGUGAAGAAUUGGACCGUAUUCAUUAUCCAAUAAAUGAUGAGCUGAGCUUAUGUUCUCCGACGCACAUAAUUUUGCCAUUUAGAAAACGGACAGAGUGGAGCUAUUGUCAUGGCUUCUAAUUCAUCUGAUCGGUCUGACAGAUCUGACAAACCUAUGGACCAAAAGGUUUUACGGCGGCUUGCCCAAAAUCGUGAGGCAGCAAGAAAAAGUCGACUGAGAAAAAAGGCAUAUGUACAACAGCUUGAGAGCAGUAAGCUAAAACUUGCAAGCCUAGAGCAAGAGCUCCAGAAAGCUCGACAACAGGGAAUCUUCAUAUCCAGCUCUGGAGACCAAACUCAUGCUAUGAGUGGAAAUGGAGCUAUGACCUUUGAUUUAGAGUAUUCUCGAUGGCAAGAGGAGCAAAAUAAGCAGAUAAAUGAGCUGAGGACUGCAGUAAAUGCUCAUGCAAGUGAUAGUGACCUCCGUCUUAUCGUGGAUGGGAUAAUGGCACAUUAUGAUGAGAUAUUCAGGCUGAAGGGCGUUGCUGCGAAGGCUGAUGUGUUCCAUAUACUUUCAGGCAUGUGGAAAACACCUGCUGAAAGGUGCUUCUUGUGGCUUGGGGGUUUCCGUUCGUCUGAGCUUCUAAAGCUCCUUGUGAAUCAGCUUGAGCCACUAACGGAGCAGCAAUUGAUGGGGCUAUCCAAUCUCCAACAAUCCUCCCAGCAGGCUGAGGAUGCAUUGUCACAAGGAAUGGAAGCAUUGCAGCAAUCCUUGGCAGAAACGUUGGCUGGGUCCCUUGGUCCAUCAGGAUCCUCCGGGAACGUGGCAAACUAUAUGGGUCAAAUGGCUAUGGCCAUGGGCAAACUUGGCACCCUCGAGAAUUUCCUUCGUCAGGCUGAUAAUCUACGACAGCAGACCUUGCAUCAAAUGCAACGCAUUCUGACGAUCCGACAAGCUGCUCGGGCGCUCCUUGCGAUCCAUGACUACUUCUCACGUUUGCGCGCCCUGAGUUCUCUUUGGCUUGCUAGGCCACGGGAGUAACAUCGCCAGCGUGGGUGUCUGCUACAUGAACUGAUCUGCGAGUGUGGGACUGCUGGCUGCAAACUCGCAACACAUUUGCAGAUGACUGGAGGUUCAGUCCUCACUGUACAAGUUGUAUUAACAUCUUCUGGUCUCAGAUUGCGGUUCAGUGUUGUACAAUUUAGGGUAAAGCUUGGAGUAACUUGUAAGUUAUCAUGAAUUUAUGAUUGACAUAUUGCAAUUGUGUUAGCAAUAAAAAUAGAAGUACAUACAAGGCUGGAAGAAUAUCCAGCGUCAAUUAAUGUUGGAACCAGCAGCAAGAGCAGCAUGUCGCUUUGAAUAUUAGGUUGAUUGGUUGAACUUGAAGUCCUGGUGCGGUUGUGCCCAGAACCAAAAAAAAAAGAGAGAAAAAAAGAGGAGGGAUCCACAAUACUAUCAGGCUUCGAACUCCAUAUAUGAAGGUAAAAUUUGCUACGCAUUUGGUGGAUGAA